GCCCUGGAAUGUGCCUGGGAAGCCUUAGUGAAAAAGAUCCAUCAAGCCAACGAUUUGGAUGACGUCAUCGAGGCCCACCAGCUUUUCCUAUCCAGCGUUCUCUCCCGUUGCCUGCUUGAUGCUGAUUCACGGGAACUCAUUUGCCAGCUACGUGCGAUUUUCGACCUCAUCAUCAACUUUUCCCAGCUUCAUCUCCACCUCGAGAACACGGCCGCCGAAGAAUGUGACUAUCGUGCGCGGCUCCAGCUGGAAAUUGAUGCCACCUCCAAGUCCGGCAAGUGGGGUGUCAAUAAGGUGUCAGAUAGCCAAGAGGUCGAACGUCGAAAACAGUUUAUUGAAGAUACUAUUGGUCCCCUGGGCACUCGGUUACGUGUUCUCGCCACCAGCUACCGGGAAAUGGUGACAAACUUCUUGAUCAUGCUUCAGUCGCACUCCGAUCCCAGCCUUCACUUCCUACCCUCCAAUCUGAACUUCAAUUGCCACUACGAGGUCCAUCAAGUCGGUCUGAACGACACGCUGUUGGCCUAA
Molecule: messenger RNA, 528 nt
Organism: Dibothriocephalus latus
Lineage: Eukaryota; Metazoa; Platyhelminthes; Cestoda; Diphyllobothriidea; Diphyllobothriidae
Source: the annotation of a GenBank genome assembly